AUGGCGGUUGCCCGGGUGUUAAAACGAGACCGGCGGCACAGAGGGCUGGUCGUGCCCAGAGUGCCGGUUCCUGUCGAGGCGGGAGAUGGUGCGACGUACACAGCCCUCCUAACACACGGCGAGCAGGUGGAUGUGCUUGAGCGCCUUGACUUUGUGUUAAGAAACAUUUCAGAGCUAAGAAAAGAAGUGGAGGAGCUACGAAACAGCCUGCAGCACUUAGCCGCAGAAAUCAUUGGUGAAGUCAGGUCCCAUCUGGAAGAAACCCAGAAAGUAACUCGCCGGAGGCGGUUUCCGUUUCCUAGAGAAAGAAGUGAUUCCACAGGCUCCAGUUCAAUUUAUUUCACAGCCAGCUCAGCAACAGCCAACACGGACGAUGGAGAAAGUGAAGGAGGGUACACCACAGCCAACGCUGAGUCUGAUUACGACCGGGAGUCUGAGAGAGAGAGCGAAGAAGGGGAAGAUGAAGUGAGCUGUGAAACAGUGAGAACUGCGCGACGGGAUUCCCUGGAUCUCGUCAACGAGGAUGAAACGCAUUUAGUCUUAGAUUCCUCGCUAGAGGAAGGACUGGGUCAGCUACUGCAGCAGGCUGACAGCUUGCACAACGGAGAUGAGCAGGAGAAGAGAGAGGGAUUCCAGCUGCUGCUGAAUAACAAACUGGCGUAUGCAGACCAGAAAGACUUUCUUUGGCGCCUGGCCCGAGCACAUAGCGAUAUGUGCGAAAUCACAGAAGACGCAGAUGAGAAGAGAUCGUAUGCAUCUGAUGGGAAAGAAGAAAUAGAAAUUGCCUUACAGAAAUGGGAUCAAAGUGCUGAGUGCCAUCAAUGGUACGCUAUUCUUUGUGGGCAGUUAUCGGAACAUGAGAGUAUUCAGAAGCGUAUUCAAACUGGAUAUGUUUUUAAGGAACACAUCGAUAAAGCGAUUGAACUGAAACCAGAGGAUCCAAAGUCUUACUAUCUUUUGGGCAGGUGGUGUUAUCAGGUUUCCCACCUGGGAUGGCUUGAAAAAAAGACUGCUUCUGCUUUGUUUGAAGCCCCUCCUACAGCCACUGUACAGGACGCACUGCAAAACUUCUUACGGGUUGAGGAACUGAGCCCAGGAUUUUCCAAAGCAGGAAGAGUAUACAUUGCCAAGUGUUACAGGGACCUGGGGAACAACUCUGCAGCUGUUCUCUGGAUGAAUCUUGCUUCAGAGCUGCCAGUUAAUACAAAAGAGGAUGCAGAAAGCGAGAGAGAACUUGAAGAGAUGCAGUCAGUCUGCGAAGAAUAAAUAUAUAAAGGCUCAUUCCACUUGAUACUGCAUAGACAGUAAAAUUCCAGUUAAAGGGGUUUCAUGAUCCUGACAACUUUGAUUGCACUUCAUGGAUAAGCCACAAGAGUUUACAUGAAAAAACGCGCAGCAGUCGCAUCAGCACAUCCAGGAAAAGAUCUUGGUGGGAUUUAAUAGGAUAAAAUUUUGUAUUAUUUUCCUUCUUACAGCACUGCAUAUGUUUGAUUUGAAAAUUCCUAAAAAAUGUCAAAUCCUAAAAACAGGUGGUGGUAGGGGCGGUGUAUAGGUAGAAUUUGUGGUAUAAA
Molecule: messenger RNA, 1571 nt
Organism: Aptenodytes forsteri (emperor penguin)
Lineage: Eukaryota; Metazoa; Chordata; Aves; Sphenisciformes; Spheniscidae
Gene: RMDN3
Product: regulator of microtubule dynamics 3
Exons: 12
Coding region: 1-1266 (421 amino acids)
Cellular component (GO): cytoplasm; mitotic spindle pole; spindle microtubule
Molecular function (GO): microtubule binding
Source: RefSeq, a predicted model, not a curated record